CUCUCUCUCUCUCUCUCUCCCCCCCCCUUCCUCCUUCUCUUGUGGUGUCCCCCACUUCCACUUGCUCCCCUCCGCCUCCUGGACCCCCCCCCCCUCUUGCCAUACCGCACUGGCCUUUUUCUCCUUCGCACGGGGCCGAGUAAAUGUGCUGAUGUCGCCGCACCUGGCCGCCAAGUUGGCGGAUGCCGGCGCUGCCGGGCCGGCGACCCCCUCGGCCGGGGGGGCACCGGCCUCGAAAAACCAGUUUCGCGCGACCAUCCGCGAUCCCCUGGUGACUCUGGCGCAGAUCGUGGCCCUGCAGUGUGUUUUCUACGUGGCCUUCGGCCUGUGCGUGGCGGUGCUGGCAUUGGUUUAUGGGUCGCUGCUGGGGCCGAGCCACGCCGGGCCGUGGUACACCGCCACUCCCGGGGCCACCGGGGCGGGCCCCGGGGGCCGAGCCCUGACCGCUGGCCUGGAGUUGGCUUGGCUCUUCGACUCGCGGGUCAUGCGUUUCAGCUCGCCGCUCGGGUGGCUGGUGGCCUUCGCCCAGCUGGCGGCGUGUGCGCUGAUUUCCAUCACCUUCCCUCAGAUCGUUGAGCGAUCCAAGAGUUGUCUGGAUUUCGUGGCCACCAUGUACAUCAUCCACAUGGUGGCGUGCUUCCUGUUCCCGGCAUCAGCGCUCGGGCCGCCUGGAACACCAUUGCGCGGCCCGCCCGGGCAGAUCAUCCUCCCGGGCACAUCGUCCGGGUCGUCGUGGGCCUCCUCCUCGACGACCGGGCAGGCCGGGUUGGGGAUCGGCCACACGCUGUUCAUCUUCCCCAUCUCCGGGCUCUGGUGGGCCACGGCCCUGGUGGGCUUGGUUGUGUGCACCCUGCUGGCGGAGCGGCUGUGCAUCGCGCGCGAGCUCGAGCCCAUCAGCUUCAACUCGGCGGCCGACCAGCAUGGCAGCGGCUCGCCGGUGUAGGCCCCGGCUGCCGCAUGCUUGUGCCUUGCCGCGGCUGGUGUGGUGUGCGUUGGGUUCCUCUCUCUCUCUCGCGCGCGAGGGCCGGACCCGUGUCGGCCGGCCCCUCUUCCUCUCCUGCGCGCCGCAUUCUCACCCGUGAAAUGGCCCGACACGCUGGCUGACCCCCUCCUCAGUUCGCGGUUUCCCUCUUCCCCCCCUCCCCCCCUGUAAUAUAUGUCUUCCUACUGUGAGCCUGUGAGCGG
Messenger RNA from Fonticula alba, 1185 nucleotides. RefSeq lists its product as hypothetical. Gene Ontology annotation, cellular component: Golgi membrane; trans-Golgi network. The record is from RefSeq and is a predicted model, not a curated record. The coding region runs from base 152 to 943 and encodes 263 amino acids. Gene Ontology annotation, biological process: protein localization to Golgi apparatus; Golgi to plasma membrane protein transport; Golgi to endosome transport. NCBI's taxonomy places the organism in Eukaryota, Rotosphaerida, Fonticulaceae. The transcript has 2 exons.